This is a messenger RNA of Pistacia vera, 780 nucleotides long. Its product is annotated as proliferating cell nuclear antigen-like. The transcript is spliced from 4 exons. Gene Ontology annotation, molecular function: DNA polymerase processivity factor activity; DNA binding. The record is from RefSeq and is a predicted model, not a curated record. Lineage: Eukaryota; Viridiplantae; Streptophyta; Magnoliopsida; Sapindales; Anacardiaceae. Gene Ontology annotation, cellular component: PCNA complex. Gene Ontology annotation, biological process: mismatch repair; translesion synthesis; leading strand elongation. Bases 1 to 780 code for a protein of 259 amino acids.
AUGGUAGAACUAAGGCUUGUUCAAGGGUCUCUACUGAAGAAGGUGUUGGAGGCGAUGAAGGACUUGGUGAAUGAUGCCAACUUCGAAUGUUCAGCCAUCGGGUUAUCAGUUCAAGCCAUGGAUUCUAGCCACGUCUCAUUGGUGUCCAUGUUGCUCAGGUCAGAGGGUUUCGAGCGCUACCAAUGUGACCGUAAUGUUUCAAUGGGGAUUAAUCUGGGCAACAUGUCGAAGAUGCUUAAGUGUGCUGAUAAUGAUGACAUCAUCACCAUCAAGGCUGAAGACUGCAGCGAUUCUGUUACUUUUAUGUUUGAAAGCCCCACACAGAAGAUAUCGGAUUUUGAGAUGAAAUUGAUGGACAUCAAUUGUGAGCGAGUUGGAAUCCCAGAUUAUGAAUACAAUGAUAUUAUUAGGAUGCCCUCAGCUGAGUUUGCAAAGAUUUGUAAAGAUCUUGCCGGCAUUGGUGAUUCUGUUGUGAUCUCUGUGACGAAACAAGGUGCAAAGUUUUACACAAACGGUGACAUUGGAGCUGCUGCCAUUGUAAUCAGGCAAAAUACUACGGUAUAUAAGCCAGAAGAAGCAACAAUAAUUAAAGUGAAAGAGGCAGUGUCAUUGACAUUUGCAAUAAGGUUCAUGAACUCAUUUACAAAGGCAGCUCCAUUGUCAGAUACUGUGACAAUCAGCUUGUCCUCAGAUCUGCCUGUUGAGGUUGAGUACAAAAUUGGUGAGAUGGGUUACAUCAAAUUCUGUUUGGCUCCCAAGCUUGAGGAAGAUGAGAAUUAG